AUGGCUGGAAAGAAGGGUCAGGACAACAGCAAGAAAGUGGCCGGCCAGGCGCGCAAGGCCGACGCUGCGGCCCAGAAGGCUGCUGCCGAAGAGGCAAAGAAGGCCGCUGCCGAAGCCGCGGAUUGGGAUAAGGGAGCCAAGAGCAACGCUAAGAAUCUGGUGUUCGGUUCCACGUUACUGCCGAUUUUGUUUACCGCAGGCUCCGUGCCCUCGUGCGACAUCUCAUGGGUCCAUAUCUCGGCCCCUACAUUCCUUCGAAGUCUCGCUUUGCCCAUCGAGGCACCCUUACCCUUGUUCGCCUUGUGCACUAUCACAGUCCCUUGCGCGACUGCAAAUACGGGAGGGACACAUACGUUGGUUGGGUGGGGAGGGUCGAGGAGUCCGAUGGCGACGUGCGAAGUGCGCACAUUCGCACAGAUGGACUACGACAUUCGCGAUAAAGCUGACCCGAACAUUGGUACUGACUACAAGCUAUCUUACAGGGAGGCCGAAGCCGCGAAAAAGGCCGAGGCGGCGCGCAAGAAGGCAGAGAAGGAGGCACUUCUGAAGGAGGAAGAGAAGAACACCCCGGGGCGUACGCAACCCAAGAAUGCAAAGACGGCGGUCAAGAAGACAAGGGGCCUUGACCUGUCACAGCUGGACGACGACGGCAGUGGCCCUCUUGCGGCACUCAACGCAUCGGGUAUUGACAACGCUCUGGAUGCGUUGUCGUUGACCACAUCUUCAGCCGCCGACAAGAUUGACCGGCAUCCCGAGAGACGCUUCAAGGCAGCAUAUGCGGCGUUUGAGGAACGACGACUUGCAGAGAUGGAGCAGGACGGCAGUGGCCAAGGUUUGCGCCUGAACCAGAAGAAGGAGAAGAUCAAGAAGGAAUUCGAGAAACACCCCGACAACCCCUUCAACCAGGUGACUGCGCGUUACGACGCCUCCAGGGAAGAGUUGGCCCAGCUCAAGGAGCAGGAACGUACCAAGAUCGAGGCCCGACUUGGGUCCAGACGUUAAAGCUACCGAGCAAGUUCUUUGGCGCGGAUGUUUUGUUUCUCCGUCUGACGGCCACAUCAACAUCUUCCGGCUUUCGUACGGUUCCAUGCACUGGCCAAGGGCAGGGACGCUUGUAGCCGCGCCGGGUCUUUCCAUCUGCUCACCUGUUCAAGCUUAGCGGUCUUGCUUGCUUUACACGCAGACACAGCACGGAUUCGAGCACGUUGUAUUCACAACAGCAAACGGACUGGCCGUAAGGGUAUUUUUACAGUAUCCUCAUGAAAGAGGGUGUGCAAGGCGGUAGGGGUAUCGAUAAUGGACUCGGUAGU
This is a messenger RNA of Neurospora tetraspora, 1310 nucleotides long. RefSeq lists its product as uncharacterized. Gene Ontology annotation, molecular function: transcription coactivator activity. Bases 1 to 1002 code for a protein of 333 amino acids. Gene Ontology annotation, biological process: transcription by RNA polymerase II. The transcript has 5 exons. The record is from RefSeq and is a predicted model, not a curated record. Gene Ontology annotation, cellular component: nucleus. NCBI's taxonomy places the organism in Eukaryota, Fungi, Ascomycota, Sordariomycetes, Sordariales, Sordariaceae.